AUGCCCCUGUCAUGGGUUCAGGCCUGGGCAAAGGUGAGUGGGCGGUAUGAGGGGUGCCCUGAGGACCCGGCCAAGUGGAAGACCAACUUCCGCUGUGCCUUGAGGAGCACCCGCAUGUUCGUGCUGCUGGAGGACCGCUCCAAGUGUGGUGAUGACCCGCACAAGGUCUUUGCCAUCGUCCCAGCUGCCCUCUGGCAUGGUGAGGGAGAUUUCGGCGGCAGCCCUGACCCUGCGGUGGACCAGCAGCUGGAACUUGACCCCCAAGAUGUGGCCCCAGAAAUCACCCCCACAGGCAGCACCGACCCCGCACAGCCCCCAACGCUGGAGGACCUGGAGGCGCUGCAGUGGGUGCUGCAGCAGUGCGAUAUCUCCCCCCGAGACCUUGGCCCCCCGGCCCCAUCCUGGGCACCUGCAGGGGAUGCCCCCCACCAGGACAGCGUGCUACAGCCCCACCCAGACCCCAGCCAAAACAACUGCCUCCCCCUGGCAGCAUUUCAGCAAUGGGUGCCCACGGUGGAGCAGCCCCCCUUGGAUGCCUACAGCCCCCCCGACUCCAUGCUGCUGGAGGAGCAAGGGGCCAUGCCACUGCCGUGCCACCCACCAGAGGUCACAGUCCCCAUGUCAUCCCCAGGGGAGGCGAUGCUCUUCGCCCCUGCCACCAAUGGCAUCAUCCCCAUCCUGGACAUCAGCAUCUACUACCGUGGGAAGCUCUUCCACCAGGAGGAGGUGCGGGGCAGCCAGUGCCUGCUGGCAUACCAGCCCUCUGACCCAGCAGUGGCCCUGCGUCCCGGGUGCCUGGUGCGCUUCCCCAGCCCUGCCGAGCUGACUGACAGCAAGCAGCGGCGUUUCACCAAGGAGUUGCUGGACAGUGCGGGGCUGCAGUUGGAGCAACGCACCCGCAAGCUCUUCGCCACCCGCCUGAAGAAGUGCAAGGUCUUCUGGGCCCUGUCCCAGCAGCUUGAGGGUGUCAGAGACCCCCCACCUAACCUGCUCUGCCGGGACAAGGAAACGCCCAUCUUUGACUUCAAUGAGUUUUGCACAGAGCUGAGGGACUUCCGCAAUGGCCAAAGGCAGCGGUCCCCUGACUUCACUAUCUACCUCUGCUUCGGGCAGUCCUUCUCCAAGGCCAAGCCCAAGGAAUCCAAGCUCAUCCUGGUCAAGCUGGUGCCCAAGUUCUGUGAGUACUGGUACGAGCAGGUGCUGCGGGAGGGAGCCUCCUCCCUCGACAGCGGCACCGUCAGCCUGCAGCUCUCUGACUCCUUCAGCCUCUUCGAGCUCAUCGAGCAGUGCAACAUGCAGAUGGACUGACCCCCACCUACCCCACUCCCUGUGGCCCCCUGGGACAGGCACCAGCCAGCAGGGGACCACCGGGCGGGGACCGGGGACCACCGGGCAUGGGGCAAACCGGCAUCCCCCCGCC
Molecule: messenger RNA, 1420 nt
Organism: Aptenodytes forsteri (emperor penguin)
Lineage: Eukaryota; Metazoa; Chordata; Aves; Sphenisciformes; Spheniscidae
Gene: IRF7
Product: interferon regulatory factor 7
Exons: 10
Coding region: 1-1308 (435 amino acids)
Biological process (GO): regulation of transcription by RNA polymerase II; immune system process
Cellular component (GO): nucleus
Molecular function (GO): protein binding; DNA-binding transcription factor activity, RNA polymerase II-specific; RNA polymerase II cis-regulatory region sequence-specific DNA binding
Source: RefSeq, a predicted model, not a curated record